AUUUUUUUUCUCCCCCAAUUUCUAAAACAAGAUAAAGUUGUUUAUUACUCCCAUUAUUGUACUCAGUCCUCCUCUUCAAUCUUCAUCUCAUCGGCCUCUUUGUAAUCAAACUUCUUCUUCUUGUUCCAUGGCUACUAAUCGCUGGCUCAGGCCCGAGGUUUAUCCACUGUUUGCUGCCGUUGGAGUUGCAAUCGGAAUCUGUGGACUUCAAUUGGUUCGUAAUAUGCGUAUCAACCCUGAAGUCAGGGUAAACAAGGAGAAAAGAGCUGCUGGCAUCCUGGAGAACUUUGAAGAGGGAGAAAAAUAUGCUGAACAUGCUGUCAGAAAGUUUGCUCGUAGUAGGCCACCAGAAAUUUUCCCUAACCUUAAUAGGUUCUUCAGUGACCCUCAAAAGAACUAAUCACCUGUAACUUGGUUAGAAUAAACUUCAUCAUUAUAAUGGUGAUUUGGAAUGUAAUGUGACUGUCACACUAAUCUGUUGUGCUGGAUGAAUUGCAGUAUCGAUGUGUCUGUAAAAUAUGUUCCUCUGUGACGGUUUGUAUUGAGAC
Solanum stenotomum is the source of this 548-nucleotide messenger RNA. RefSeq lists its product as uncharacterized. Bases 128 to 400 code for a protein of 90 amino acids. The record is from RefSeq and is a predicted model, not a curated record. The transcript has 3 exons. Lineage: Eukaryota; Viridiplantae; Streptophyta; Magnoliopsida; Solanales; Solanaceae.